This is a messenger RNA of Betta splendens (Siamese fighting fish), 4743 nucleotides long. Its product is annotated as transcriptional repressor scratch 1-like. The coding region runs from base 787 to 1629 and encodes 280 amino acids. NCBI's taxonomy places the organism in Eukaryota, Metazoa, Chordata, Actinopteri, Anabantiformes, Osphronemidae. The record is from RefSeq and is a predicted model, not a curated record. Gene Ontology annotation, biological process: regulation of DNA-templated transcription. The transcript has 2 exons. Gene Ontology annotation, molecular function: DNA-binding transcription factor activity, RNA polymerase II-specific; RNA polymerase II cis-regulatory region sequence-specific DNA binding.
GCUGAUCGCGAGACGGCACACUCACGGGAACACCUCGCGGAAGCUGCAGAGAGAGAGAGGCCGAGGGGACGAGAGAGAGCGAGAGACAGAGGGAGAGAGAGAGAGAGAGAGAGAGCGCGAGCGAGCGAGAGAGAGGAUGCUGUUGAUCCUUUCGGACACCGCGAGUUUAAAUGUGAUUUUCGCACCGAGCUGAGAAGUCGCUGUCAACAGGAACCACGGACUAUUCCUGCGACAAAGAAGGGGAGGACAAGGUGCCCGACAUUAUAUUUUGAAAAGCUCCCCAAAUCCUCCUUCCAUAUUUUCCCUUCUUAAUUUCCUCCCCUCCUCUUCCUCCUCCGCCUCCUCUUCCUCUCUUUGAAAGAGGCCCAACAUUCUUCCAUCACCGGUUGUUUUGUUUAUUUAUUUAUUUGUUUAUUUUGACGGCUCGCGAGCUCCCGGUCUGUCGCCCGCUCGUGCGCACGGAGAGCGCGAGGCACCCCCCUUCGGGAGGGAGCUGUCCGGUGCUGAAGUUGCAUUUCUCAUCUUUCUACGAACAAGGACUAGAGACGUACCGAUCCACGAGCGGCGUUUGAAGGGAAAGUACCCACCGGACUCACCCACGGCUCGUGCUUUCUUUCCCCCACCAAAAAAAAAGCAAACCUGCAGACAAGCUUGCUCCGGUUCGCCCGUCUCGUUGGCGUGCUACGGGCGAAUCACCACGCUGGCCAGGCCGUCGGCGAUCGGCUGUGUUUGUGAGCUCGUGUCGGUCGCUGCGUUUGUGAGAGCGCGUGUCGGUGUCGCACCACCAUGCCAAGAUCCUUCCUGGUGAAAAAGGUGAAACUGGAUGAUUUCUCCACCGGGGCGGAUUUGGAGAACGCCUACCGGCACAGGACGGACCUCAGCCUGCGGCUCCAUGACAAAGCUGCCUACAUCAGCGACUACAUCAGCCCCGUCGUGUACGAUGGGGAGAGCGACAGUGGGCUCAAGGUGCCCUCCCCCGACCCGCUGUACGACGGCAUCCACAGCGACUACGGCGCCCCCGACUCGGAGUCGCCCGACAGCCCCAGCUCGGAGCUCACCGACGGCUACAUCAACGGCGACGCCGCGGUGAGCGAGGGCUACGCGGUCGACGCCUUCUUCAUCACCGACGGCCGCUCGCGGAGGAAAGCGCUGGGCAGCCCGCGCAGCAUCCAGCGGCACACGUGCAGCGAGUGCGGCAAGACCUACGCCACGUCUUCCAACCUGAGCCGGCACAAGCAGACGCACCGCUCGCUGGACAGCAAGCUGGCAAAGAAGUGCCCCACGUGCGGCAAGGUGUACGUGUCCAUGCCCGCCAUGGCCAUGCACCUGCUCACGCACGACCUCAAGCACAAGUGCGACGUGUGCGGCAAGGCCUUCAGCCGCCCGUGGCUGCUGCAGGGCCACAUGCGCUCGCACACGGGCGAGAAGCCGUUCGGCUGCGCCCACUGCGGCAAGGCCUUCGCCGACCGCUCCAACCUGCGCGCGCACAUGCAGACGCACUCGGCCUUCAAGCACUUCAAGUGCAAACGCUGCAACAAGACCUUCGCGCUCAAGAGCUACCUGAACAAGCACUACGAGUCGGCCUGCUUCAAAGGGCCCUUCUCUCCCCUCGGCCCGCUAGAUGCAUGACCCCCCGCGUAGAUAAGGCAACAGACACAAACCAUCAUUAUCCUUCCAGACUGAAGUGCAGACAAAAACUAAUCUAUUUUUGGUCGGAAUACGACCUUGCUUCUUGUCCCCUCCCUCCGACGCCCCCCUUCCCCUCACCCGACUCCUCGCUUUCCCUUGGAGCCUGUUCAUGAUGAUGACGAUGAUGAAGAUAGCACAAUUUUUCUCCUUGAGAUUUGCCCACUUAAGGAUUUAACUGAUUGACGCAUGCACUUCCUACAGACUGCUCACCUCCUCUUCUGUCGGCUCUGGAGAGAGACAAUGAAAGUGCCGUGGUUUCCUCCUGGCAUCUGAACACACUACGACUCCACAUAUUCUGGGACAGUGAUGUUGACGAGGAUGACGACAGAGACAAGUGUAAGCCAAUAGCUACUGGGUUCCUCCCUGCACUGAAACACAGUGAAAGAAAGAAUUUUUUCCUUCUGAGUUUGUUUUUUGGGGAGAAUAAUAGUAACAAUAAUAGUAAUAAUAAUGAUAAUAAUGUUCUGCUGCACCAAGUGACCAUAUUCUCUCCACUGCUGAGGUAAAAUACUAUUUAUUUAUUAAAUUAUGUAUUUAUUUGACCAUUUUAUUUAUUUGUUGUAAGUCUGUGAUUGAUUGACGACAACGGAGUGAUAUCAUUGUUUAUUUGUUGCACUUUAAGUUCUGUAUAUGUAUUUAGAAUAUUUGCCAACUUCUUUCUAUCACUACAGGCCAAAGCAUAUGUCACUUUUUACGUAUGUUUCUUUCCGAUUAUGUUUACUUUUUCUUAUUAGCGUUCUUGCAUGCAAAAAAUAAUGAAAUCUAUGCCAACAUCAUAAAAGCUUAUGAUUUUUUGCCAAAAUCCUAUAGAUAGAACCUGAGGGCAAUAUUUUUCUCUUGGAGCCUCCGUAGGACUCUUUAAAAAGCAAUAAUCACCUAAUGCAUGGUAUUUUAUGAUGAAGUUAUGAAGUAUUACCUACUACUGUAUAGCAGUUUAAAAUCAGGUAUGUUUUACUUCACCUAUAGUCAUAAACAGAAAAAAUGCUAAUAUUACAGACAUCAGGGAACAUGCCAAUGUAGUGUUAGAGUAACAAAAAGAAAAGUCCUGUCUUUCCUCUCCUGUUAUGCACUGCCUGCCUCUUAGUGAGUAGAACAAACGUAGGACGUAGGCUAGCGAGGCUGGGACCGGCUGCCUGCUGGGUGUGAGGCCUAUUGUAGGAUAACUAUAACCCUGACAGACGUGCACAGGAAGACUCCAGCAUGAAACAAGCCUGCUAACCACAACCGAGGGAGGCCUCGCCUUUAAACAGGCCUCCCGUCAUUUUACUCACAACGGAUCAUGGGUGAUUCACCAGUUCGCUCUUUCUCCGACUUUCUCUGACUGACGUGCCAUGCAGCCACAUAACAGCAGGCCUUUAGAUGACGGCUCCGUAUCUCGUCAUUCUCUGGCUCCAACCUAAACACUACAAACAUAAAUGACGUUAACAAAGCCAUCAGGUUGGAGAUGUGCACUAACCCAAAGGAUGAGCAGCAUCCACGGUGUUACGCUUGCUGAAAAAGUCCGUGUAAAAGUUGGGUACAUUGUUGAAGUUGGACCAAGGUCAACUUUAAAUGCAAUGCAUUAUUCAGCUCCCCCUCUGCUGCACUUCCAGCCCAUAGAGCGUGCAUUGUGAAACCACAGAGGAAGCAUGCACUUUAGCUCCACGGCUUGAUGACUGCAGCUUAACCGUUACACUCCCAUGCUGUAGAGACACGAGUCUGAGUCCUGACUAUUCUGCAGCAGGCCACAUUCCUCCCCGCCCCACGGCCAACGUACCUACAGACAGGCUAACGCUACUCUAAUUAGCCCACACCCGGUGAGCGCGUGAACAUUCGGUCCACGCGGGCCCCAACCGGCGCCGCUGAACCCAGUUCUCUGCAGCUCAGAAACCUUUUGUGCAGAUUCACGGAGCUUCCCAGGAAACAGACCGGCGACACAAUAACAAGAAAACGAUAAUAAAGUGCUUGUUUAUGUAUAUUGCCAUAAUGAGUACCUUCACUUAGACGCAUUCAUUUGCACAAGUGCAAAAUACAGUGCCUGCUGAUGAGCUGUUGGUAGUGACACAACCCAUGGCCAAGAUUCUAACAACUGACAACUGGAGACUUUGAAAUUCAGAUCUGAAUCUGUUGCAGUGUUUGUUCAGUGUUGGUGUGAUGUCCAGCAUCAUUUGGAGCUGGACGGACAAAAGCGGAGUCUGCCCCGAUAAAACCACUCAUUACCAGACGUUCUCCGUGAUACAUUUUGUGUUUGUGGCAUAUUGAGAUACAGCGGUAACUUCCUCUGAGGUUGGGAAGAAGCUUUUUGGAGGGCGUUUUAGCCGUGAAGCAGAUUUUGGUGCGACUGCAUUAAUCAGUCGUGAGUCAACAAAUUGCAGGUCUCAUUUCUCCCCCUGAUGUGUGAACUCGAUGGUUUAUAAGCAAAACGACCAAACCUCGACUACUUCACGCACACAGCUGGACAGGCUGCCUUCGUACAGUAUCUGCUAGAGAUGUAAAUGCUUUUAUUUCACUCACUAAGUCAAAUCCGCUCCCCUGAAUUAGAAAACAGUGGAUUCGCGGCGCGGCGCGAACAGCGUCGCCACACGAGCUCGGAGUCUCGUGGCGGCGGCGGCGGCUGCAGCUGCUCGGCUGCCGUUCAGUAUUUGGCCAGCGUUGUUGUUGCACUUGCGCGUCUGUCUCUGGGCGAGCUCCAGUCGGUCUGUUCUCUCCAAGCACUUCCAUUUUAGUCAUCUCCACCUUUAAGAAAGUAGCACAAUGAAACUAACUAGAAUUCAGGUAGAGAAGAAUUAAAAACCUUGUACUAGAUUGACCUAUCUUCUUUUUUUGUAUUUCCAAGUUAAAGAAGGAUGAUAACCUAAGUAAUCAUUUAUUGCAAAAGGGUUUGUAGAGAAUCCUUUGGGUUGAGACGUUUUUACUGCUGUAUAUCUGACACACCUUAUCUCGGGAGGCUUGGAUCUCUGGUGCAGAGAAACGGCCUCCUGGGUUUUUUUGAGCCAGUAUUCAGACAAUGUAAGCACAAUGAACACAAAGCAUUUUGUGGCACUUAAUAAUAAAGAAUAAUCUUAAUCAACCGAG